UACGGUAAUAGCCAGAACUGGACACGUUCAGCGGGCAAUGUCUACAAAAAUAGAGGGACUAUGGUGCUGCCCCUAGUGGUUGCGAUUUUUCUGAUUGGUGCAUUUAAGCCUGGUGAAUAGCUUAUGUUGUUCAGUGUUUAUUUAAGCGACACUGGAUCAAAAUAUAUCUGCACCAUUCGCCUAGAAACUCAUGUAGGAACUGUGAGGAACUUCAGUUAUUGAAUACUAAAGGAUGGCCGAGAGAUCUUUAAGCACUGCAUCUGACACUCAGCUAACGUUUGAUGGUGAACCUGAAGAACGGCUGAAAAAAGAGCCGCAGCAGGGGGUGAUCGGAGGGGUGCUAGACACUAUUUGGCGUUUGGGCGCUUGUGCCAUAGCAGGGAUACUAUUUGGUAUAUUCAUGGAAAAAGGAAGAGUGUUUGAACCGAAACACAUUCGAUACCAAAUGGUGUUCACGAAUUUCAUUAUGCUGAAGAUGUUUCUCUCAGCAGUUGCGACAGGGCAAAUUUGCUUGGGAAUAUUUUACCUCAUUCCGCAGUUAAAAGAAAGAUUCCACAAAACCAUGACAGCUUAUACUGACGUGUUUGCUACUAAGGGGGUUUUGACCAGCAUUCUAGGAGCUUUCACCCUCGGUGUGGGUAUGACUCUGUCCGGGGCGUGCCCAGGAAUGGUCUUGGUCCAAGUCGGCUCAUGGACUCCAAAUUCUAUUUUUACACUUAUUGGCGCUCUUACCGGAACUCUACUGUACGGCUUGUUCGCUCCGUGGAUUAUUCGUUUCUCUCGGCCGAAAAAACCUUUUCAAAAACCAACUGUUCAUGAAAGAUUCAACAUUCCAUUUGCCGCACUUGCCAUCCCAAUGGCGGUAGCUUUGGGAGUAGUGGUCUUCGUCAUCGAAUGGUUCAGACCGUGGAACUCCCUUCUUGAAUUAAGUAUUCCGAAUAAUCCUGAUGCUGAUAUAGUUACAGUAAGAGCAUGGCCGCCAUAUAUUUCAGGUGCGCUGAUAGGACUUUUACAGAUCGUCAUCGUGCUGGUCGUCGAUGACACAUUAGGUGGUAGUAGUGCUUACGUCACAGUGGUGUCGCAGUGGGUGGUCAGUGAAAAACUGCAGGAGAAAUUCCCAUAUUUAGCCAGAGCAAGGACUGGGAUUGGCAACUGGUGGCAGGUGGUAUAUGUGUUUGGUGCAAUCCUUGGUGGCGCUCUGUCUGCUCUAUCCUCCAGUUCAUACGGCUCGACCCAGGGAGUGAGCGUGGUCACAGCGUUCUUUGGGGGAUUUCUUAUGUUGAUAGGAGCACGUUUUGCCGCUGGCUGCACCAGUGGCCAUGGUCUCUCCGGAAUGUCAUUGUUGGCAUGGCUAUCUUUCCUAGCUGUCCCGUCUAUGUUUGCCGGAGGUAUUGUCACAGCUUUCAGCAUGCAGGCUACUGGAGCACUAUAUGAGUUUGUCAACUGCACAGCCUGUGCAUAGAUGGGAUAUUUGAGGGGAACGGAAAAAACAGAUUGAAAGAAAUACAUACAGUAGACAAGCUGCGUGAGCCUUCCACCCACUUGUCAAUUCUUCAAUCUUCGUCAUUGCAAAAAAAUAUUUAAAAUAAAAAACUUUACUAACAAAGGUUAACAAACAAAUAACUGAAUUAAUUUGUUGGCUAAUUUAUUACUUGAUUGACUGUUGUAUAUAGAAUUCAUUUAGCUUAUUUUUUAUAUUAAUGAAAAAGAUAUCGGGGUACGAGUAUGCUCUGUCAGUGUACACUUGGUCACUGCACCCUCUACCUCAUAUAUUUUCAUAAGUUAGGCGCGAUUUUCAUAACCUUUCACAUACCCUUUUUAUGUCGUUUAUUUUGCAAUGGAAACUAGUUUUUGUAAUUGUGAAUCUAAAUAUAUGCACAGUAUUCAUAUUCUAAUUCAAUAUAUAUACAUGGUGAUUCGCCAAC
This is a messenger RNA of Lingula anatina, 1925 nucleotides long. RefSeq lists its product as uncharacterized. The record is from RefSeq and is a predicted model, not a curated record. Lineage: Eukaryota; Metazoa; Brachiopoda; Lingulata; Lingulida; Lingulidae. Gene Ontology annotation, cellular component: plasma membrane.